Molecule: messenger RNA, 2028 nt
Organism: Daldinia caldariorum
Lineage: Eukaryota; Fungi; Ascomycota; Sordariomycetes; Xylariales; Hypoxylaceae
Exons: 4
Coding region: 210-1886 (558 amino acids)
Biological process (GO): prenylated protein catabolic process; prenylcysteine catabolic process
Molecular function (GO): prenylcysteine oxidase activity
Source: RefSeq, a predicted model, not a curated record
GGCAACAGUUCGUAAUGUACAAGUAUCUAAGUACCUCAGGUAAUCUACCACUUCUCGACUUUCCAACAGCUCUUAACAAGGCUCUCUCAAGCCCCCUCAUCCCACAACGACCUGCUUACUAGCCAGGAUAGUUGAAAAGGAAAUCGAGCACAUUGCUCAUCUACUUGAUACACUGUCCGCCAUCAGCUAUCUCCAACCGCUCUGGAAUAAUGGCGAGAUACAGCUACUCAAGCCGACGCUCGACCCCCGCCCCGAGCUAUCGGAGCAAAUCCCCACCGCCAGCUUACUCGGAGCGAACUCCCUUGGUCCGGACGGAAUACAAAAUAAGACAGGCUCAUAUCAACAUCCCCAGACCACCCGACACCGUUAUUUUAGAGUACUUCUUACUGUUCUUGUCGUUCGCGCUCGUUGUCUGCGUCAUCGGCCUUCCCAUAUUCUUCCUGCUGCACAGAGGCCCCGUAGUUCCACCCCUUCCCCCCCCUCCCCCCCCUGUACACUCUAUUGCUAUAGUCGGCGCCGGUCCGGCAGGAAUAUGUGCGGCUCAGCACCUAUACCACCAGGCCGAGGCUCGAGACAUCCACGUUAACAUUACUAUAUUCGAAUCUGCCCCUUUAAUCGGGGGCCAGCUAGCUCUCAACAGCUCCACCGGCGGCCCCGUCUUCCCCUACGACGAUCCCGCCCAGAAUCCCAUCAUCGCCGAGGACAUCGCCGGCACCGCUUUGUUAUGGGGUAAUCCGCUCUUCACGAAGACGUCGGAGAAGAUUCUCGGAGACAAGGUCCAGAUCUCUGAGGCUGGUAGUCAGCGGGUUAGCUAUUUUACCGGGGACAAAGUCGUCGCGCAAACCACGCGGCCCUACUCCAAGACCCCCUUCUUCGACUGGAUGGGCCUAAUAUUCCGCUACGGCACCUCGGUGUGGUCGGCCGGCGCCAUGGCGAAGCAAGGCGCGGAGCUGCAGGACCGCUUCGCGAACGCCCUGCCCCUAGACGUCCCGGGCGUCGCGCAUCUCAUGACCGCCGCCGGCGUCUUCGACUACGUGCGCAAGUCCUCGCCCCAGGAGCUCGCCGACCGCGGCAUCGCCGGUGAUUACGUCUCCGACAUCCUCGACCCCGAGGUGAGCCGCGUCUACCACGCCCGCAGCAUGCCCGAAGUCAGCGCCCUCACCCUGAUGCUCGCUGCCGGCGUAGAGGACACCGCCGCCGCGUACCAAGGCGGUGAGCUCCUCGAGCGCCUCGAGAUGGUCCUCGCCGCUGUCAGCGCCCGCGUUCGCGUCCGCGAGUCUACCGAGGUCCACGGCAUCAAGCACGCGCAGAUCAGCGAGAACGAGACCGCGUGGCUCGUCCAGUUCAGCACCAACCCCGACACCUCGAUACCCCGCCAAGCCGCGCCCUUCGACAAAGUCAUCAUCGCCGCCCCGUGGUUCGACUCGGACGCAGAUGCCGCCUCGGCCCUGGCGUACCGCGCCGCGCACGUCGUCUUCUUCACCGUGCCGCGGCGGAUCGACGCCUACGGCGGCGGCGACGUGAACCAGGUGCUGUUUCUCGAGAACGCGCUCGGAGGCGUCCGGGAGCUGGCGUUUGUCAGGGAAGUCGCUAGAAUCGCAGACGACGGCCGGAGCACCACCGAAUACCUCUACCGGGCUCUAGCGGACGAUGAUGCCCGACAGCGGCUGGAGCAGCUGGGCUUGGGGAUUACCUGGUUGUAUCAGAAGAAGCUCGAAAACGCCUACCCCUAUAUGUUCCCAGCCAGCCGUUUCCCCCCGUUCAAGCUAUCCGACGAAGGCCUCUGGUGGACGUCGCCCAUGCACAUGGUUGCGAGCACGGUUGACACGAGCUGCCACGCUGGUAAGAUAGUUGCAGAACAGCUUGUUAGUGAGCUGAAGAGAUAAGAGGUAGGGGGUUGGAGAGAGAGAGAGAGAGAGAAGGGGGGACUGAUGAUUCUCCCCAAAAACCCAAACGCUUGAAUACUACCUACCACGAACCACAUAUAACCCCUUAGUCAGUUAGUUAAUCACUGUAGAUAGAGUACCU